This is a messenger RNA of Capronia coronata CBS 617.96, 1305 nucleotides long. RefSeq lists its product as uncharacterized. The record is from RefSeq and is a predicted model, not a curated record. Lineage: Eukaryota; Fungi; Ascomycota; Eurotiomycetes; Chaetothyriales; Herpotrichiellaceae. Bases 1 to 1305 code for a protein of 434 amino acids. The transcript has 2 exons.
AUGCCUGGAACGUUGCUUAGCUGGCCAGCCUGGCCCGAAUUCACGCCUUCCAAGGCCGAGACUGGCGAUGACCUGGUCGGGUUCAAGAAGGCCAUUGUCGACAAGUACGGCAAAGAGGCCUUGGUCAAGAGCUGGUUGAAGGUCUGUAAAGAACUCGAAGCGGUGACGGACGAGAUCGCCGAAAAGGGCACUGGCGCCAUCCCCGAGAUUCAAUUCGACGACUUCUUCGCCUUGACGCCGGAGAAAAAGGAUGCCUUGAAGGCAGUCGGAUGUUUCGUCGUCCGGAACGUCUUCAGCAAAGAGCAGGCUGACGAAUGGUUCGACAACCUGAAGCAAUAUGUCGCCGCCAACCGAUCGUCCAUCAAAGGCUGGCCAGUGGAGACACCGUUCAUCCUCAACCUGUAUUACUCUCCAACCCAGAUGGCGGCCAGGUCGCAUCCAAAUCAGCUCAAGUUGAGCGAGGAGCUCAACUCCUGGUGGCACGACGACACGGGAGCCACCUCCCCCGAACCGUUGUCUUAUGUCGAUGGCGUACGGAUCCGACCUCCAGGGGUGAAUUUCAUGGGUCUGGGCCCUCACAUCGAUGCAGGCAGCCUGUCUCGUUGGGCAGACCCGACCUACCAGUCGGUGUAUUCUGCCGUCUUCUCCGGAAACCCCGAGUCGCUGGACGUCUACGAUUUGACUCUUCGCAAGAAUGCCAACCAGGCCAUGUUCCCGGGCUCGGCCCAUUCGCGCGUUUUCCGAAGCUUCCAGGGUUGGACGGCAUUGACGUCUGCUGGCUUCAGGGAGGGAAGCCUGAUGCUGUAUCCCAAUGUCAAAUGGACCAUCGCCUACCUCCUGCUACGACCGUUCUUCCAACCUCCCGAGGCGGAAGAAGAUGUCAUGGACGCCUCGAAAUGGUCGUUCGAUGCCACCAGCCCCUGGUUCCCAGGGACGUUCAGAGACGACAGCCAGCUGUUGAGCCCGUCUUCACACCCGCAUCUCCGGCUGCGAGAAUGCAUGGUGGGCAUUCCAAAGAUGGAACCCGGUGACACGGUAUGGUGGCACGCCGACAUGUGCCAUGCAGUCGAGGUAGAGCAUAUCGGCGACCACGAGGCAAGUGUCGCUUAUAUCGCUGCCACGCCGAGGACCGAAGAGAACAAGAGAUAUAUCAAGGCCCAGCUGGAGGACUUUCUCAAAGGCAUGCCACCCGAGGAUUUCCGCAAAGGCCCGGCCGAGAAAACUUUCAAGCUGUUUAUCGGCGAGAGCGGGAUUUUGAGUGGUGAGGCAGGAAGAAGGGCAAUGGGCUUUGACCUCAUCGCUUGA